GUCGAAUGUUAAAGCUGGUUGGAGCUUCUAAAAUAAUUGAUCAUGGCGGGCCAGGAGAUGAGACUAAACCACACCAUUUACAUUAACAACUUGAAUGAGAAGAUCAAAAAAGACGAGCUGAAAAAGUCAUUGUAUGCUAUAUUCUCACAGUUUGGCCAAAUCCUGGACAUCCUUGUUUCUCGUACACUGAAAAUGAAGGGUCAGGCCUUUGUGAUCUUCAAAGAGAUCAACAGUGCUUCCAACGCCCUCCGUUCAAUGCAGGGCUUCCCAUUUUAUGACAAACCCAUGCGUAUUCAGUAUUCAAAGCAGGACUCUGAUAUCAUUGCAAAAAUGAAAGGAACAUUUGUGGAGCGAGACCGUAAGAAAGAGAAGAAGAAGCCUAAAGUCCCAGAAGCUGGUGCCGGGAAGAAGGGAGGUUCUGGUGCCACCCCUGCUAUGGCUGGAGUACCUGCUGCUAUUCCUGGAAUGCCACCUAUGAGUCAAGCUCCUCGCAUGAUGCCAAUGCCUGGCCAGCCUCCCUACAUGCCUCCUCCUGGUAUGAUGCCUCCACCAAACAUGGCACCCGGACAGAUGCCUCCAGGUGCCAUGCCACCAGGUGGGAUGAUGCCAGGACAAAUGCCAGGCCAGAUGCCACAGCAGGUGUCGGAAAACCCUCCCAACCACAUCCUGUUCCUCACCAAUCUCCCAGAGGAGACCAACGAGCUCAUGCUGUCCAUGUUGUUCAACCAGUUCCCUGGAUUCAAGGAAGUUCGUCUUGUCCCUGGCCGCCACGAUAUCGCCUUUGUGGAGUUUGAUAAUGAGGUGCAGGCCGGAGCAGCCAGAGAAGCUUUGCAAGGCUUUAAGAUCACACAGAGCAAUGCUAUGAAAAUCUCUUUCGCAAAGAAAUAACUCGACUCCUGCUGCUUACACGCGUUUAGAAAUGACAGACCCUUUCAGCACAGUUCAGGGGGGUUAAAAGCUGAUUUAACAUAACAUUCAAAAGAAGAAAAAAAGUUAAAUCUGUUUUUAUUUGGCUUUCUGUGUUAGUUAUAUUUGUACUACACAAUACAAGGUAAGGAGUGAUUUAGAAAUGCUAAUUUCAUUUUACACCAGUACUUCCUCCCUGUCAUCUUUUAUCUGUCUCAGAUGAUCGACUGCAAGUAUACAAAAGAUGAUUUUGUAAGUAUGCAGGUUUUGUUUUUUAUUUUUUUAUCCAAUUAUGUCUUCAAAAGCAUUGCACCCAGAGUCUGGUCUGCAGACACUGAACCUGGAGCUUUGUUGUUUUUAUUAAAGCAUGUUGUUUUACAUA
This is a messenger RNA of Danio rerio (zebrafish), 1288 nucleotides long. RefSeq names its product small nuclear ribonucleoprotein polypeptide A (gene snrpa). Gene Ontology annotation, cellular component: spliceosomal snRNP complex; nucleus. Lineage: Eukaryota; Metazoa; Chordata; Actinopteri; Cypriniformes; Danionidae. The record is from RefSeq and is marked provisional. Gene Ontology annotation, molecular function: nucleic acid binding; RNA binding.